UAGCUCAUCUCAUCUUCUAACCAUCUGUCAUGUCUGGCUGAAUGAAAUUGAAGUUCAAAAAUCCGAAAAGCAAAUUUGUUGCAAAUUGUAACAAAAGCGUAUUAUUCAGUAUGAUAUUGAACAAUACUUGAUUUUAGGUAUAUAGUUAGAGAAAACGUGAAUGCAAUAUAAUUAGUUCCUUUCUUUGUGGUUUUAAUAGUGUAUUACGGAUGAAAUGAAGAAGAAUUUGAAGAGACCAUGUGAACAACUUUAAAAAGAGAUUAACACACAUCAUCAAAAAUGAUAACAUCUGAGGAGUCAGAUUCCAUGAGCACCGUGCCCUCGGAGGGACAUCCAGAAGACAUGUCAGCUUCAGGCACGGAGGAGGCUCCAUCGUCAAUGGUGUCCAGCGAAGCGGAGUCGGAAGGCAGCAUCCUCUCCGAGCAGCUUCGCCACGAAGGCCUGGACCAGGUGCAGCCGUCUAGUGAGGACUCGCAGUCCGAGAGCCAGAUCUCCCUCGACAAAGCGUCCAUGCCUGCCAUCGGGACCGACUGGAGGAAUAUUGGCACAAGCGUCCCAACCUCCUUUAUAUCUAGUAGAGGGUCGAUGCUGCCAUGGGGCACGCACAAGGGGCCGAGUCUGACGCCUGCGGACUCGGAGCUGCGGCCGGGAGAGUUCGUGAUGAGGCUGCUGUUCACCGAGUUCACUGUGCAGGCCGAGAGGAAGAUGGAGGCCGUCAUGGCUGAGCCUUUGGAGAAGCCACUGAACAAGACACUUCAGCGAGGCGAAGACCCCCAACUGGACCAGAUUCUGUCAGCUUUCGGAACGGUGGCCGAACACUGCCUACCGUCGCUUCUGAGGGCGCUAUUCGGCUGGCUGGAACGACAAAUGGCUGACUCUCUGCAGAGGGCUGAACAGGCGAAGAAACCUAGCCAGGACCAGAAGAAUAAGAGCAUAAUGUACAUAGUAUCGGGCAGCGGCGCCGGCACAGAGCAGGUCGAGCGCAGUAUGGAAGAGCUACACGCAGAGCGGCGUGACCUGGCCGUGGAGUUUCUCUUCUGUCUCGCUCUGAUCGAAGUGCUGAAGCAGUUGCCCUUCCAUCCAGGGCAUGAGGAUCUGGUGCAUUAUAUUGAGAAUGUGGCGUUCAAACGGUUCAACUAUAAGGAGGGUCUACAAUCCAACCCGAACGCAGCCAACGUGCACAUCAUAGCGGACCUGUACGCGGAGGUGAUCGGCGUGCUCGCGCAGUCGCGGUUCGCCUCCGUCAAGAAACGAUUCACCGCCGAGCUGAAGGAGCUAAAAUCCCGCGAGCCAUCUCCACACACAACACAAUCCAUCAUCUCUCUGCUCAUGGGCAUGAAGUUCUUCCGAGUCAAGAUGGUCCCGAUUGAAGAGUUUGAGGCAUCGUUCCAGUUCCUGCAAGAGUGUGCCCAGUACUUCCUGGAAGUGAAGGAUAAGGAUAUCAGGCAUGCGUUGGCGGGGCUUUUCGUGGAGAUUCUGGUGCCGGUGGCUGCGACUGUAAAGAACGAAGUCAACGUGCCAUGUCUGAAGAACUUCGUCGAGAUGCUUUACAGCCAUACCCUUGACGCUUCCACAAAAUCUAAGCACAGACUAGCAUUGUUCCCGCUAGUGACUUGCCUGCUCUGUGUCUCACAGAAACAGUUCUUUCUGGCCAACUGGCAUUAUUUUCUGGCCAUGUGCCUGUCACAUCUGAAGAAUAGGGAUCCCAAGAUGUGCCGAGUUGCUCUGGAGUCACUGUACCGGCUGCUGUGGGUAUACAUGAUCAGGAUAAAAUGCGAAAGCAAUUCGGCCACGCAGUCAAGACUACAGAGCAUCGUCAACUCGCUAUUCCCAAAGGGUUCGAAAGGGGUCGUACCACGAGACACACCUCUAAACAUAUUCGUCAAAAUCAUCCAGUUUAUAGCACAAGAACGCCUAGACUUUGCCAUGCGAGAGAUUGUGUUCGAUUUGCUAAUGGUUGGGAGACCUAUCAAGAUAAUCAUGACGCCGGAACGUAUGUCGAUAGGCUUGCGAGCCUUCUUAGUUGUGGCUGAUAGUCUUCAGCAAAAGGAAGGCGAGCCGCCUAUGCCUCGAACAUCGGGGACUUUACCAUCCGGCAAUACUUUAAGGGUAAAGAAGACGUUCUUGAACAAGAUGUUGACAGAUGAAACGGCUCGUUCUAUUGGCAUGAGUGCGUACUUUCCGUAUGUCAGACGGGUGUUGGUGGAGAUAUUGAGGGCGUUGGAUGCCCACUACGGCAGACCGCUCAUGCUGACCAAUACGCAGAAUGUGACGAAAGAGCAAGAGAUCAAUACUGGCGAGAGAAAGCCCCGGAUCGAUUUGUUCAGGACCUGUGUUGCCGCGAUUCCUAGGCUGAUCCCAGAAGGCAUGAGCUCCAGCGAGCUAGUAGAACUUCUCUGCCGGCUGACAGUGCACAUGGACGAGGAGCUGCGCGGGCUCUCCUUCCAGAGCCUGCAGACGCUGGUGGUGGACUUCCCCGAGUGGCGGCAGGACGUGUUGGCUGGGUUCACGCACUUCCUGGCUAGGGAGGUCCAGGACACAUCCCCCCAACUGGUCGAGAACGGUCUCCGGAUGCUGCUCCAACUCGUCACCAGCAGCAAGACUUGCGACUCCCACGGGGGCGCGGGCGUGGCGCGAGCGGCCGAGGCGGUGGCGCUACUGAUGCUGUGCCACAAGCCGUACCCGCGGCGCCUAGGCACGCACAUCAUGAGAGAGACCAAGUUCCUGCUGGAAAAGCUGCAAAUGACGCGAGACGAGCCAGCCCUACUGGACGCGGCAGACGCACUUAUACCGGCGUUGGCUGAGAAAUGUCUGCCGUUGCUGCCCCCGGCUGAGAAACAAGCCUUGUUGAAUGUUGGACAACCGGACCUGAUAUGGCUGGCUGAGAGAACUCAUGCUGUUUGGACUACUGGGGUGCCCCACGAAGAGUCCUCCCUAAAGACCAGCUGGUCGGGCGGCGGCGGGGAGCCGUGGCAGGUGAUCCUGUUAGGGCUGCUGGCGCGGGACGCCCUCCCCGCGCGCUGCCCGUCGGCGGUGGCGCUGGCCUGGCCGCUGCUGCUGGCCAGGGUCGUGGCGUUGUAUGCUGUUAUUGAGCCUCCGCCUGUAAGUGACAAUCGCGCAUCACUACUGUCAAGGAGUCCCGCGCUGCCGAGGAAACCAGAGAAAGAAAAGGACGGCUAUUUACAGAUAUGGCGGUAUUACAUGACGAUGGCAUACCUAAUCGUGCCUCCGGUGCCGAGCCCCGUGAUCCGCUGCGCCAGCCCAGACCUCAGCCUCAGCGCGGACGACUGGUCUGGCCGGGAGCUGGACUCUGGCUCGGCAGGCGACAGCCAGGCGGCGGGCUUCUUCACACUGCCCCUGAGCUACGCCCGCCACAGGCACCACAAGCGGACGAGUUCUUCGCCGGACUCCCUGAGCGGAGAGCGGGUUGGGGCUGAGGGGCGGUCGGCGGCGGCGUCCCCGGCCUCGCUACACAAGCUGGCGGUCCCACUGGCGCGAUGCGAGGCUCCCGAAGUCAGGGACGCUGCCAUCGCCGCCAUGGGCAACGUCAACCCUGAUGCUCUCAAGGACCUGAUGGAGGAAUUAGUGCCCUUAUUACGAGAGGCAGUGGAUCGAAAACAGGAGAACAUGCGUCGCCGGCGGAGAAGGGAUGCGUUGAGGCAACAUUUGAACAAGCUGCUUCUGCUGAUCGCCCAGAAGGGCACUUUCGCCUGCAGCCCGGCGGCCCUAGAAAACGGCAGCCUGCAUUCCUCGCUCGUGGAGUACCUCGACGGAGCCCGGCAAUGCCUGGAGGUCGAAGCCGAGAAGGACGCCCCAGCCACCAGGGAGCUGCGACAGGCGUUCGCGGACCUCGUCACUGAGCUGAUCAAGAGCUUCCAAUUGGAAAUGUACGCGAAUCUUCUGAAGAAGGAGUUGAGGAAGAAUCUGUUUACGUUGUUCUCUGGGUGGUGCGGGCCUAUCGCCAAGCACUUGGGCUCUCUGGUCCCCCAACCGACAGUUAUGGAGACAGACGAUCGGCUCAGACUCAGCGCUUUGAAGGCUAUGAGUGCCCUGGUGUGCUGUGGGCCCUGCUUCGCGCCCGCCGCCCUGGCUGAGGAUGGAUCCCUGUACCCGUGGAUCAAUGAAAUGCUCAGCUCCACUAAUGAUAAGAUAUACGAGCUGGGCCGGGAGACGGUAGUCCUACUCCUAGACUGCAACCCUGACAUCGGGCCUCUGCUGGACUGGACCGUGGACAAGUGCUUCACCGGCUGCCCGGCGGUCGCUGACGGGUGCUUCAUGGCUCUGGCCACCAUCUUCAGUGCCAGGGAAUACCCAUGCGACCACUACACGGCGAUCAUCAACGUGACCCUCAUGUGCACCGGAUGCCCCCGUGCCCCCAUCCACGAGAGCGCCCUGCAACUGCUUCAGCUGCUGGACAAAAGGUUCUUUGGCACCGUGCCCCCGCUGACGGCUGACGACGACACUGGCUCGGAGAAGGGUCGCGGCACGCUGGACGCUCUGCUCUGUACCACGUACUGCCGCUCGCAGCUGUACCUGUCGCGGCAGCUGUCUCAGCUGCACCCGGAGCUCACCAUGCCGAUGUUCUCUGAGAUCACGGCGCGGUUCCAGACGGCGCGCACGGAGGUGAGGCAGCUGCUGCUGCAGUACCUGCUGCCGUGGCUCGUCAACAUUGAGCUGGUGGACCCCAACGUGCCGCCGCCCAACCCGCUGUGCUACAUACAGUACUACACGUCGGAGUCGGGGCGCGGCGGGCGGCGCGAGGGGCUCGGGUCCGCCGAGGCCACCGAGAUGGUGCUCAACAACCUGUUCUACAUCACUGCCAAGUUCUCGGACAACCACCCGAAAGAGAUCGAGGAGCUGUGGUCGACGCUGUGUAUGUGCUGGCCGAACAACCUUAAGGUCAUCAUCCGCUACCUCGUCAUCAUCUCAGGCAUGGCGCCCAACGAGCUGCUGCCCUAUGCAAAACGCGUGGUCCUAUACCUGGCCCGGUCCCGCUCCGAGCGUCUCCUAGACGAGAUGAUGACGGAGCUGCAGACGGUGGAGACGCUGAACUGCCUCAUCGAGCGGACCGAGACUCCGCCCUUCUACCGCCUGACGUCCAUGAGGAAGGCCACGUCGGGGCACAGCGAUGAGCCGCCUACUGGGUCUCAGGACGCUACAGGUCGGACUGGCGAGCUGGCUCCUGUGGAGAAGGGGACCAUUCACACGAAGAGGCAUAGCGGCGAAGAUCCCGCCAAAGCCGCUGGUGCCAAAGACGUGGUGGUUGGCCGAGGAGUGACUGAUAAGAGGGCGUCGGCACCCCCUUGCCCCACCCCGCCGGCGUCUGAGGAACCCAUACCAUCGUCUGAUGGAGACGCCACACCGACGGGCCUAGGUCCCGAGCUGCUAACAGGCCUCAGCAGCGGCCCCGCCACGCCGCUGGACCCGCGGCUCGAGGCUCCACAGCCGCGCCCGCUGCCCAUGCCCGAGUAUGGGGGGUACUUCGCGCCGCUGACUGAGUACCUGCCUGACACCACGCAGCCUAUAUCUGGGUUUCAUCGAUGCAACGUGGCGGUGAUGCUGCUCUGCGACGUGGUGCUGGACGGCGUGGAGCUGGACUGGUCCAUCCACGUGCCGCUCAUGCUGCACAUUGUGUUCCUCGGCAUGGACCACACCAGAUGGCUAGUCCACCAGCACUGCCGCCAACUCCUGCUCAACCUGCUAGUGGCGGUGGCCGCUCACAACGAUCAUCUCACAGUAGCCAGGGUGUUACUGGCGAGCCGAGCGGCGCAAUUAGGCAGCGCGGUGCCGCCCCCGCAGUUGCCGCUGACUGUGCAUAACUUUACCGAACCGGACCCAGUGUUUGACAGCUACCUGCAAUGCGGUGGCCACGCGGGCAAGGCUCAGCAGACGCAGUCUCUGAACUCGGAACCGCAACUCACGCCUGAAGCGGAAGCGGACAACUACCCAUCCCUGCCAGUGAUCGUCACAAGCGAAGGCGAGACCGAAACCGAAGCGGAAGCGGAAACGGAACCGGCGGCCAUGCCGGUCGCUGACGUCAUCAAGUCGCUGGUGCACUACAUAGCGAACAGGCCGCCGCACCAGCCGCUGUGGAACUAUGAGGAUAUUACUGCUAAAGUAUGGACGCUCCGCAGCUGCCAGCAGAUGGCGACACUAGUGCGCCACGUGCUGCUAGUGUUCCGCGAGUCUCUGCCGCACGCGCUGGUCAGCGAGCGCUGGGCCCAGACCGCCCUGCAGCUGGGCCUGUCCUGCCCGAGCCGCCACUACGCCGGCAGGUCCUUGCAGGUAUUCCGGUCCAUCGGCGUCGCGAUGACGGGCCGCAUGGUGUCGGACAUACUGUCGCGAUUGGUCGAGACCGUUGCAGAACAAGGUGAAGACAUGCAAGGCUACGUCACAGAGCUGCUACUUACACUAGAAGCGGCGGUCGACUCGCUAGAGUCCAACUUCCGACCUCUAGACUACAUGAGGGAUAUAUUCAAGUCUACGCCCAACCUGAAUAAUAAGGAGGGAGUGCAACCCGUGGCUAGCGCUUUUGUUGCAGGCAAGCGUUCCCCGGGAGUGUGCGUCGGCUGCGCGUCCAACCACACUCGCAGCACCAGCUAUUCCGUGUCCUACUGUGUCAAGAACCGCACCCCGCCUAGCGACAAACAUGAAUCCCGCACUAGGCCUUGCAGCGAAGCGGCGAAGGGCGUUUGCUCCAACCUCUGUCGAUCGCGCUCUGCCCAGUCACUGAAACUACUGGGUGACAGCGCUACACAGGACGACAAGCUAACCAUCCUAGCGACCCUCUUCUGGGUGGGGGCCUCACUCCUGGAAUCCGACUACGAGCACGAGUUCCUUCUCGGAGUUGGGUUGCUGUCGCGAGUGAUGGCUCGUUUGCCGCUGGACCGGCCCGACGCUCGCGAGCGGCUGGACCGCACGCAGGCACACCUGGCGCCGCAGCCGCUACAGUUGUUGCUCAAGGGCUGCACGCACCCAAACACCUACGAACCCGUAGUCGGGGUCUUAGCAGACAUGAUCCCGCUGCUAGAACUGGCGGUGAUAGACCCGACGCAGUCCGUGGCGUUCCCGAUGACGGUGGUGGCGCUACUCCCCUACAUGCUGCUGCACUAUGAGGGAGGGAAUGAGUUGUGUGUGCGCGCCGCUUGCCAUAUUGCUCAGUUCACGGCAGAAAAGAGCAAGAAGCUCGAGAACCUCGGCACAGUGAUGACGCUGUACAGUCGGCGCACAUUCAGCAAGGAGAGCUUCCAGUGGACCAAGUGCGUGGUGAAGUACCUGUGGGACACCUACAGCCAUCUGUCCCUUCAGAUGCUAGCUUUCCUCGUCGAGGUGCUGGAGAAGGGAGCAGCCAACCUUCAACUGCCGAUCCUGUCGGUUCUCCACUGCAUGCUAUACUAUGUGGAGCUGAACGCGCCGCCCGCGCAGCAAGUCAACGCGGACCUGCUGAGACAAGUCGCCAAGUUCAUUGAUGGCGGUCAAAACUACAAGGAAGCCAUGAAGAUCCUGAAGCUGGUGGUGACCCGUUGUUCCACGCUCGUGGUGCCUCCGCACUGGGACCACGUGUCGUCGCUGCUCGAUGCCGAUCUACAUAAGAAGGAGCUGCCAGGCCGCACAAUGGACUUCACAUUCGACCUGUCCCAGACGCCGGUGAUCGGCCGCAAGUACCUGCCUAAAUCGGCCUCGAGUCAGCCUCCGACCGGACCUAGCUCGUUGUCUACUUCUUCUAGUACUAAUAAUGAUAAAGGCUCAUCAUCCCAAUCCGGCUCGGCAUCAACAGUGGUAGCCCUAGAGUCUGGGGCCGCCGCCGCCGCGUCGCCGCGUCGCUCGCUGUCGCUGUCGCCGGCCGACGCGCUGGCUGAGGGAUGGAAGCGACCGUGGAUGUCGCAGAGUCGAGUCCGGGAAUGCCUCGUCAACCUACUCACGACAUGCGGCCAAAGGGUCGGACUGCCAAAGAGCCCAUCUGUGAUAUUUAGCCAGAGUUCCGAGCUGCUAGAACGGGAGUCGUCUAUGGCUUCAUCUUUAGAAGAAGUCUCGGGGACAGCGGGCAAUGAGCCGUCAGGGGGUGCCCCGCCGACUGACCACUUCGGGGUCUUUAAGGACUUUGACUUCUUGGAGUAUGAGAGCGAGAGUAUUGAGGGCGAGUCAUCAGACAACUUCAACUGGGGCGUCCGCAGACGGCUGUUGUCUGAGGAGCGCGACGAGUGGAGAGGAGUGCGGGGGUUGGAGCGGAGUCCCCCGCCCCCGCCGCACACCCGCCCCGCGCCGCCCUCCAAACCGAGCGGCCAUGAGGACUCGUCAGACGAGGAGGGCGGAUGGGACGAGGCGGCGGGCGCGCGGGGGGAGGGCGACGCGGGCCCCUCGCACGAUCUACGCGCGCGCACUCACUCGUUCUCCAGCGCGAGCAGCGGGGAGCCUGAUGGCGACCGCGGCGACGUGACCCCGGUGCCGGGGCAGGUGUCGGCGGCGCGCGACGCGUGGCGCGCCUCCGUGGCGGGGCUGCUGCGCCGCGCCGCGCACCUGCCGCCGCUGAGCCUGCUGCACCAGGUGCACACUGUGCUCAAGGAGGUGACAGCAAAAACAGUCUCCCUAUGCGCAGAAGGCACCUUCUCAUCCCUCGGCGGAGCCGCAGACCUAUCAGCCGUUCUGGAGCGCCUCGGCUCAGAGGAGCCCCCGCUGCUGUGGCUGGGGCCGGCUAGUGGAGACUGCGUGCGGGUCAGGGACGCCGUCAGAUAUGCGGCUCUCGAGAUCAAUGAGCACUUGGAGACGUAUUUCGAUAGACGGGAGCAUGCGCUUGAGACCCUGGAGCUAGGAAGGUCGGCCGAGGAGGUCGGCCGCUGCCUCUACAAGCUGAUCUUCCAACUGCUGCUGCUGCUCGAGACCAACAACAAGAUGGUGGUGGCGGUGUACCACGCGGCGCUUGAUAACCGGGGUGUAGAGAUGAGCGCGAGCGUGGCGGCGGUCCGCAACGCUCUGGUGGCGGCGGGCGACGCGGCCGACGACCGACCCGACGCGUCGCCGCAGUCGCACGACGACGCGAGACUGCUGCAGCUGAUGCAGCGGCAGAGAUGGGGCCCGGCUCUAGUAUUGGUGCGCGAGCGCAACGCGGAGCGAAUCCUGGAGCGAGGCGAGUGGCCCGAGGACGACGUGACGAGCCUGCUGCACGUGUACUGCCGCGGCCUGAUGCAGGCGCACCCGGACAUGGUGGCGAUAACGCGGCCAGUCAACGAGCUGUCCCAAAACCUCUCCUUCACUAUGGAGAGUCUCUACAAGGUGUCUGUGGCGCUACAGAGGCCGGAGUCUGCCUGAUGACAGCGGCGGCCCCCGCGCGCCCCCGCGGCCCGGGCCAGCCCCCCCGCCCCGCGCCGUGGCCGGGGCCGAGCCCCAGCGAAACACUAACUUACUGUAGUAAUGGUUUUUGAUCCCUAGUUAACUCUGUCAUUGAUCAAAAAUUGAAACUUAGGGUGUUUUAAUAUGAUGCGGAUUUCAUCACGCACGCGGGAUUGCCCAGCACGCGUGACAAGCUCAAGUGUUCCUUUCAUGCAAAUAUUGAUUGUAAUGCGUGGAAUACGCACACGAAACGCGGAAAAAUGACGCGCUAUCCUGCAUGCUUGAUGAAAAUAAUCCGCAGCAUCUUAAAAACGCGCUUAUUUGUUAAAAAUAAACAAAAAAUAAAUGUAGCUGUCAUGCUUCACGUAUAACUUGAUCAAUGGUAGGGAUCAAAAGCCCGGUCCUUAUUCACACACUAGGGAUUAUAAGCCCCGCACGUUGGCUGUUAUUGUUCAAAACUUGGUCUAAAGCAAUUUUCACUUUACUGUAAAUCAACUAAACUCGUUUCUUUACUUAUUGAAGUGGAAAUUGGGCUUUAGCGCAAGUAAUUAGCAUUACCAGCUGUAACUAAUUUGGAAUGAACCAUGCCUUACGCGACAUUAGUUUAGGAACAACUGGAUAAGCUCUUGAGCAAAUAGGCAUACCUUUUAGAAUCAUCCGAAAUAAAUAAAUUAGUUGACAUCAGUCCACCCGUUUCGGCGUGACGGUGCCUUAGAGACAAUGACGAAUACCAACCUACGUACCAUUGUACGACCCAUUGGUCUCAUUUUAUUUUACCUAUAGAGAAGUUAGCUAUACCAGUUAGCGGUUAAUUUUCGACUAUUUAUUACCUAUUCAUAAUGGAGUGAGCUCUUGAAAAGAGCUUUGGCAGGACUUAGAUAUAAUGCACGAUCUGAUAAAUAAUGUGGAUUAUCAAAUCUGAUUUAAUCCCCUUAAUCAAAUAGUAAGUACGUAUUACUAUAACAACGGUGGACUUAUACAGACUGAUUGAUCAUGCAAUAAUAAAUUGAUCAGCAUACUGUGAUGUUUACAAAUGUAAAUGAGCUCUAUAUUGUAAGUGAUUAAUUUAAAUUAUUAACAGUAUAUAACGAGUAUACUAAGCUUUAGGGAACGUUUCCACUAACAAUAAAUUAGGCGAGAGCGUAAAAUCGCGACAAUUAUUUCCACAAAAGAGAAAGAAAAGCACCCUCAAUAAUAUUAAAAAAAUAAUAACUUCACGAUUUGGCUACGGUUAUUGAUCAAUUCUACUAACUAAAGAUAGAAUGUUAAUUUUAUUUUCUUUGUAUAAACGGUUUUUAUAUUAUUAAAAUGGACGAACAACGUCACCGGAAGGAUGAUUUCUGCAAGACGAAAUAACCGGACGCUGACGAUGAUACAGAUGCGUAAGUUUUUUUAUAGCGACUAAGUAGACCGUUACCAGUUUCAUUGUAAUCUUUAUGACGUAAUUACAUAAGAUUUUGUUUAAUCAUUGAUGUAACCAUGUAUCCUAGCAAUAAGUGGCGGGAUCGCUAUCACUAAUCGUCCCUUCGCGUAAAGUCGCGAGUCGCUUCUCUAUUGUGUAACCUCUAUUUUCGUGCACAUCUAAAAGCAUAAUAUUAUAAAGGAAAAUGAAGUUAAAUUAGACCUUCAGGCCCUGUACAAAGCCAGAUUGCAUAAUAUGAGGCUUUUAGGCAAAUUAUUAUAUAUUCUUAUAAAUUAUGUACUUGUGCAAUCGCUCACUGCCUGUCAAGGUAUAAAACCUAGGAUAAUUAUGAUUAUUUUUUAUUAAUAAUUAAUAACACUAUACCUACACCUACCAUUUCUGUGUAACGUACGUAUUAGAAUAAUCAAUUAACUACUCUAGCUGACGACCGGUAACAAGAUGUUCAUGUAAAAUAUGUGUUCUAAAUGGUUUUAAGAACAAUAAUUUAUGUUUGUAAAAUGUUUUUGUUAAAUUAUUGUUUUUUGUGUUGUUUUGCAUCUUGUUACUGCGGUCUUGGCCGACAACGACCAAAAACUUUAUUUAACAACCUCAGCCCAAUUUAAAAAACAAUAAAAAUCAUAAGUAUA
This is a messenger RNA of Plutella xylostella (diamondback moth), 11376 nucleotides long. The record is from RefSeq and is a predicted model, not a curated record. NCBI's taxonomy places the organism in Eukaryota, Metazoa, Arthropoda, Insecta, Lepidoptera, Plutellidae.